Sinocyclocheilus anshuiensis is the source of this 1924-nucleotide messenger RNA. RefSeq names its product serum response factor-like. The record is from RefSeq and is a predicted model, not a curated record. The transcript is spliced from 8 exons. The coding region runs from base 194 to 1726 and encodes 510 amino acids. Gene Ontology annotation, molecular function: DNA-binding transcription factor activity, RNA polymerase II-specific; cis-regulatory region sequence-specific DNA binding; protein dimerization activity. Gene Ontology annotation, biological process: positive regulation of transcription by RNA polymerase II. NCBI's taxonomy places the organism in Eukaryota, Metazoa, Chordata, Actinopteri, Cypriniformes, Cyprinidae.
GCUCCAGGAGGAGGUGAAGCGCGAGAGAGAGUGGGAGUGAAGCCGGCUGGAGGCGCUCGGGUUCAGCAUCACUUCUCAAAGUUUCUCGCAGACUCUGUUUGUGUAUGAGCGCCGCUUCGGAACUCGAUUUCUCACAGACUGCCGCCUCAGCGCUCCGCAGCCGUCACACGGAUCGUUCUCUCCGGUUUCUAGGAUGUUAUCCAGCCAGACCGGAGCGGCUCUGAGUGGAGCCGGAUCAGCGGCGGGGAAGAGCGCAGGCCACGGCGCGGUGCUGAUGGGCGCCGGGGUCCGCACAGGGUUCGCGCGGGGACUGGGGCCGCUGCAGGCUGGAGCGAUGGGGCUCGGGAUGCCCGGGAGGUUCGAGCCGGAUAGAGAGGGUCCCCCGCACGCGUGCAGCGGCUCCGACGCGGACUCUGACUCCGGCGAUGAGGACGAGCCCAUGGGGUCAGUCGGGGACAACCGGAGGGGAGGCGGCGUCAAGCGGGAGAGAGCGGAGAUGGAAGCCGCGAUAGUGGGACCUGAGGCCGGCUUGCCCUCCGCGGCGCUCGCGGCUGGAGCGGCCGGAGCGAAACCGGGCAAGAAGACCCGCGGCAGAGUGAAGAUAAAGAUGGAGUUUAUAGACAACAAACUGCGACGGUACACGACCUUCAGCAAGAGAAAGACGGGCAUCAUGAAGAAGGCGUACGAGCUCUCCACGCUCACGGGAACUCAGGUCCUGCUGCUGGUGGCCAGCGAGACGGGGCACGUCUACACGUUCGCCACGCGUAAGCUGCAGCCCAUGAUCACCAGCGAGACGGGCAAAGCUCUGAUCCAAACCUGCCUGAACUCCCCGGACUCUCCGCCGCGCUCCGACCCGUCCACGGACCAGCGCAUGAGCGCCACGGGCUUCGAGGAGACCGACCUCACAUACCAGGUGUCCGAAUCUGAGAGUCUGGGAGAAACCAAGGUGAGUCUGCGGCUCUUCAGAAGUGGAGAGCGAAUGAGACCCGGUCGGAGCGUUAAACUGAGGAAUCGAGAGUCCAAGGUCCAAAUGAGCCGCUGUUUAAACAAACCACAGAACGUUGAGUCUGAAAUCCAGCAGCGUCAGAUCCUAAAGAUCCCACAGGAUCAUCCCUACGGAAUAUCUGUGAUUGAGUCAGGAGACGGACAGGACCGCUCUCCGUUUGCUCCCGGGACUCCUGCGAUUCCUCUCGGUCAGAGCAUCACAGCGUCCUCGUCACCGCAGGGUCAGCAGGCCGUGUUCCGUCUGCCGGCCGCCGUCUCGCUCACCGGUGGAGCGAUGCCGCAGCAGCUCCAGUCCAGCUCCAUCAGCACCAGCUCCAGCAGUCCGGAGAUCUCUCAGAGCAGCACAGCCUCCACAGUCAGUCUCCCAGCAACCAUCGUCACGUCAUCAGUGCCCACCUCCAUGACCGGUCACAUGAUGUAUUCCAGCCCACACACGGUCAUGUACGCAUCAGCGCCCACGCUAGCAGACGGGAGCCUAGCUGUGCUCAACGCCUUCACACAGGGAUCCACUGCCAUGCAGGUGUCACACACACCGACUCAGGACAUGGGCGGUGUUCCUCAGGUGUUCCUCACAGCUCCUCCCGGUACGGUUCAGAUUCCCGUCUCGGCGGUGCAGCUUCAUCCAAUGGUGAUUGGUCAGCAGUCCAGCGGCAGCAGCAGUAGCCUGACCGAGCUUCAGGUCGUCAAUCUGGACGCCUCACACAACGCCAAAAACGACUGACCGCGCCACCAGAGACUGACGCCGCUAUUUAUUAACGCCUUUCUGAGACUGCCCUUUAUACAUGUGAUUCUACAGUUUCUACUGUAGACGAGACUGUAGAGGAUGAUCGUUCCUCCGCAGCACAGUCAGUGAUGAAGUGUGAGAGUGUGUGAGUGUGUGUGUGUGUGUGUGUGUGUGUGUGUGUGUGUGUGUGUGUGU